Molecule: messenger RNA, 2989 nt
Organism: Acinonyx jubatus (cheetah)
Lineage: Eukaryota; Metazoa; Chordata; Mammalia; Carnivora; Felidae
Gene: GAB2
Product: GRB2 associated binding protein 2
Exons: 10
Coding region: 220-2256 (678 amino acids)
Source: RefSeq, a predicted model, not a curated record
CGGCCCGGCUGGGAGUGCGCGCGGGCGCGCGCGGGGAGAGCGGGAGCGCGCGAGGCAGCCGGGCCCGCGCCGCGCCGCCUCGUCUUCGCCCCGCGGCCGCUGGCCGCCCCGGCCCCUCCCCUCCCCCGUGAGCUGCGCACCGCCGGCCGGCUGACCCAGCGGCCCGCGUCCGCGCCCUUGUCAGCCCGACCCCGCGGCGGGCUCCAGGCGGCCGGCAGCAUGAGCGGCGGCGGCGACGUGGUGUGCACCGGCUGGCUGAGGAAAUCGCCUCCCGAGAAGAAGUUGAGGCGCUAUGCCUGGAAGAAGCGAUGGUUUAUCCUGCGGAGUGGCCGGAUGAGUGGUGACCCAGAUGUUCUGGAAUACUACAAGAAUGAUCACUCUAAGAAGCCCUUGAGGAUCAUCAACCUGAACUUCUGUGAGCAGGUGGAUGCAGGCCUGACCUUCAACAAAAAGGAGCUGCAGGAUAGUUUUGUGUUUGACAUCAAGACCAGUGAGCGCACCUUUUAUCUGGUGGCCGAGACGGAGGAGGACAUGAAUAAGUGGGUCCAGAGCAUCUGCCAGAUCUGUGGCUUCAAUCAGGCUGAGGAGAGCACAGACUCCCUGAGAAACAUGUCCUCUGCCAGUCAUGGCCCCCGCUCUUCUCCAGCUGAGCUCAGCAGCUCCAGUCAGCACCUUCUUCGAGAACGCAAGUCCUCAGCCCCAUCGCACUCCAGCCAGCCAACCUUGUUCACCUUUGAACCCCCUGUGUCCAACCACAUGCAGCCCACCUUGUCCACCAGUGCGCCUCAGGAGUAUCUCUACUUGCACCAGUGCAUAAGCCGGAGAGCGGAAAAUGCAAGGAGUGCCAGCUUCUCUCAGGGCACCAGGGCCUCGUUUCUCAUGAGGAGCGACACAGCUGUACAGAAACUUGCCCAGGGCAAUGGACACUGCGUCAAUGGGGUCAGCGGUCAAGUCCACGGCUUCUAUAGCCUCCCCAAGCCAAGCCGGCACAAUACAGAAUUCAGAGACAGUACCUACGACCUCCCCCGGAGCCUGGCCUCCCACGGCCACACCAAGGGCAGCCUUACAGGCUCUGAGACCGAUAAUGAGGACAUAUACACCUUCAAGACACCCAGCAACACUCUAUGUCGGGAGUUUGGGGACCUCCUGGUGGACAAUAUGGACGUUCCAGCCACCCCACUCUCAGCCUACCAGAUCCCUAGGACAUUCACGCUGGACAAGAACCACAAUGCCAUGGCAGUGGCCACUCCUGGGGAUUCGGCCAUAGCUCCCCCACCCCGGCCCCCCAAGCCGAGUCAGGCAGAAACACCUCGAUGGGGCAGUCCUCAGCAGAGACCUCCAAUCAGUGAAAGCAGCAGAUCCGUCUCUGCCGCUGCCACCAUCCCCAGGCGCAAUACCCUCCCGGCGAUGGACAGCAGUCGGCUCCACCGAGCUUCUUCCUGUGAAUCCUACGAGUACCCCCAGCGAGGAGGAGAGAGUGCAGGCCGGUCUGCCGAGUCCAUGAGUGAUGCGGUCCGUUCUUUCCUGCCAGGGAAAACAGUUGUAGGCCGAUCAGAUAGCGCCAAUUCUGAGGACAACUACGUGCCCAUGAAUCCAGGUUCCUCCACCCUGCUGGCCAUGGAGCGAGCAGGUGAUAAUUCCCAGAGUGUCUACAUCCCCAUGAGCCCAGGACCCCAUCACUUUGACGCGCUUGGCUACCCCUCAACAGCCCUUUCUCUGCACCGGGGCCCCAGCCGAGGGAGUGAGAUCCAGCCACCCCCUGUCAACCGCAACCUCAAACCUGACCGGAAAGCAAAGCCAACACCACUUGACCUGAGAAACAACACUGUCAUCGAUGAGCUCCCCUUCAAGUCACCUGUCACCAAGUCUUGGUCGAGGGCCGUUCACACCUUCAACUCCAGCUCCUCCCAGUACUGCCGCCCCAUCUCCACCCAGAGCAUCACCAGCACGGACUCCGGAGACAGCGAAGAGAACUACGUCCCUAUGCAAAACCCAGUGUCUGCGUCUCCCAUCCCCAGCGGCACCAGCAGUCCGGCCCCUAAGAAGAGCACGGGCAGCGUUGACUAUCUGGCCCUGGACUUCCAGCCGAGCUCCCCCAGCCCCCACCGCAAGCCGUCCACGUCCUCUGUGACUUCCGAUGAGAAGGUAGACUACGUUCAGGUGGACAAGGAGAAGACCCAGGCUCUGCAGAGCACCAUGCAGGAGUGGACGGACGUGAGGCAGUCCUCGGAGCCUUCCAAGGGCACCAAGCUGUGACACAGGGGCCACCAAGUCUGGGGAGGCGCCUGGAGGUAGAGUCACCGGAGCUGGCUCCUCCCCGUCUGUCUGCCCCCGCCCCCUUCUCUCCAGUUGUCCCCUCCACUCUGGCCUUCAAAGCACUUGAUGUCAGGGACCCUGAACCCUUCUCCUGGGAGGUGAGGGCCUGAUCAAGGCACUACUCUGCCCACUCAGGGCCCACCUUUGAUUUUUAUCAGUAAUGGCCAUCCUCUACCCACCUUAGUUAGAGCUAUUGCCAAAAAGCAUCCUUCAGCCUCUUUCUGUCCUUUAGACCUAAAUACCUACUAGGCGUUGGGAGGGGCUGGGGCUCUGAGCCAGAUUCCACACCUCACAUACGGUCUUGGCCCUCAAGCCCUCUUCCCUCCAGCUACUGGGCUACCUCUCCUUAAGUCCCACAAGAUGCCACGUCAUCUCGCUGGUCCAAGGAGCCCAGGACCAGCAGACCAAAGUGGACAUGGACUUCUUCAUCCUUGUCUUUCUUGGUAGGGGAGAGGCAAGGCCACCAAAAGAUGGAGUUGAGAAGGAAGGUUAGAGGUGGUCUUGAGGGACAGAGGAAUGAGAUCCCAGGUGCAGAAGGCAGUUGAUAUGGGCAGGGGCCUCCUAACUUUGUAGCUGUUGUAGGUUGGGAGAGCCAGAAGAAUGAGGACAAAAGGAAGGAAAACGGGAGGAUAGGCAACCAGAAACAAGGGGCGGGGGGGUGACAAGGACCCUG